Molecule: messenger RNA, 1707 nt
Organism: Vavraia culicis subsp. floridensis
Lineage: Eukaryota; Fungi; Microsporidia; Pleistophoridae
Exons: 1
Coding region: 1-1707 (568 amino acids)
Biological process (GO): intracellular glucose homeostasis; glucose 6-phosphate metabolic process; glycolytic process
Cellular component (GO): mitochondrion; cytosol
Molecular function (GO): glucokinase activity; ATP binding; D-glucose binding
Source: RefSeq, a predicted model, not a curated record
AUGAAAACUUCCUUUCAAAAUCAAGAAAAGUACCAACCCGAUAACAUCAAACGUCAUAUUCUACAUCUGUUAUCAUUAAAAAAGUAUAAAAGCAAUGUCUUAGGUGCCGAUAUGGUGUUUUUAGUUGUUUUCUUCUUCACAGUUUUUUGUAGAGAAACUCAUAAUUUUGAUAUGGAUGGCCUUCUGUACACGAAGAACCAGUUGGAAUAUCUGAUCGCAGAUUUUAAAGAUGCUCUGAUAUCCAGCCAGAAAGAUUCAAGAAAAAAAGAAUUAUUCCUUGACACGUUUGUACGCCUGCCCAGGAAGAAUGAGAAGAUAUCGUGUAAGCAUGUUCUGCUUGCUAUCGACUUGGGAGGCACGUAUCUCAAGCUUGGUCUGUACAAAAUCGCAGAGAAUGAACUAACAGAGCACAGGCCGGCCAGAAAAGUGCCAAUUCCAAGGGCAGACGAAACCACAAAGAAAAUGGAUUGUUUUGAAUGGAUAGCCAAUGAAACAAGGAAGUACCUGGACAAGACAGACUUUAAAAAAUCGGCACGUGCUGGCAUGACAUUCUCUCAUCCGAUAGCACACGAGUCAAUUAGUGUUGGUAAGGUACUAAAGCUUGGUAAAGAUUUUCCCUUCAGACCAAUCGAUUUGAGCCGUGAAAACGACCCGGUAAAAAUGAUGAAUACCGCUUUUGAAAAAUUUAAAGUGCCCGUGAAGGUUGAUGUGAUUCUGAAUGAUGCGACUGCUACGGCAGCAGGUCUAAUUUUCGGCAAGAAUGACGAGGAGGCGGUGAACAUAGGAAUUGUGCUCGGCACAGGAACAAAUGCAGCAUACGUAGAGAGAACGAACAGAUUAAAGCCUACCAUUAUCAAUACGGAGUGGGCAAGCUUUGAUAAAAUGAGUGUGCAUAAGUCUGAAUACGACGUAGCUAUCGAAAAAGCUGUAAAUGAGCAGGGUAAGGUGUAUAAGAGGAUGGAUGCAAUGCUAGGAGGUAAGAGUUUUAUGCAGUUGAUACUGUUGAUGGCCCAAAAACACAUUGCAAGUCAGAUUAGUUUGAAGGGCUGUGCACAGGAAUCAUUUAUGAUGAUAAAGGGACAGGAAAAACAUGAGGGAGAGCUGUUAAGGAAUGACAAGGGAAUUAUGACGGAAGAUAUUAGAUGUUUUAGUUCUGGUGAAACGAGUGGAUAUUUAAGCGAAGAAUCGGUUAGUACAAAACAGCAAAGUACCGAGAACCAAGAUAACGCGUAUAAAACAACGAGAGAGGAUUUACAGGAAAAAAAAGGAACAAAAAUCAACCCAUCCACAUCACAGGAGUCGAAUUACGUAUUGGUGGACAUUGCGUAUGUGCUGAACCUGGUAAAAAGCUCUGAGGCAAGUUUGAUUGACAACGAAAGAUUUGUUCUAAGUUGCUAUAGAACAUUGAAACGAAGGACCGCACAGAUAUUGAUGGGCAUGAUGGUGUCUAUUGUUGAGUCUCAGACCACCAACAUGGAGAACAUAAAGGUGAACAUCGCGGUAAACGGGUCGCAAUUUGAAGUUGAGCACGACAUGGCUGUUUUCUACGAGGUGCUGAGCGAAGUGUGCACGCUCACCGGUCUCAAAUACCAGAAUGUCAACGUCUUGAAUCUGCAGGAUGCAUCCCUGGUGGGCACUGUGAAGGUAUUGGCGUAUGAACUCUCAGAACGAUCGUUUUUUCGUAGUAUGAAAGAACUCUUCUCUUAA